CCUGCAAACUCACACCGACACAAAUCAGAAGUCAGUAGAAACAUCUUACCGAGCCCUACAUACUCAAAUCAUCCAUGCAGAAACCGGCCUACGUAUUACUAUGAAUAAUGCAAUCAACCGGAUUCAACAACUUACGCAAAGAUUGGCGGAUACACACGACAACGAAAUCACUGAGUCCUUAUACCGGAUAUCUGAAAAUCUCUAUAACCUGCUUCGCUUACAUCAAGAUGCCACUGAUUUAGUUGUUGAAGUUGCCAACGGCUUUGGAUUGCAAAUGGAAUUGAACGAUGAGCGAUGGGAUACAGCGGUGGUCAACAGUUUAAUUGCAACACUCCAAACAACUAUGGAACAACGACGUGUAGCCGAAGAAGUAAACAUUCAGCAUCACGACUUAGAAACGCAGGAACUUUUGGAUAUGAUGGACCUUGCAGCUAUGGAAAUACCACGUUUGAUGGAUGAUCUCAACACUCAUAUUCAACAACACACAGUGUCCUUUCGUCAAUUUGACCAAGCUCGCCAACUUUAUUUUGGGAAUGAUGAAUUUGGAAAUCAGGUCUUGAUGAAUACUAUAAUUGAUCAUUGCCAGCAAGCUGGGGCUCCAAUAACAGUUUUGGGAACGCACAUACAACUAUCGACCGCUUAUAUUAGUCGACAUUGCGAUAUCUUUACCAAGUAUGCUUUCAACAUUGCUGUAUAUUUUGAUGAAUACAACAACGCAACAACGAAUGCAGCAAACCCCGUCCAAACCAAAGUACCACGAACUUGGUGUUUUGAGAAGAUCCGUGACCUUGAUGAUUAUCCAAGAAUGGGACGACGACGACGCUCAAAAUUAGCAACUUUAGUACAAGAAAUCAUUCCAAAAAACGACAACUUGGACCAUCACCGCCAUCAAUUAGAGUAUCUAUCUGAUGAAUCAAUGACACAACUUCAAACAUUAAUCACUGACACCCGACAACAGAUCCUAUGCUCGACGCAGUAUCUAGAAAAUCCCCAAGAAAACCAACAUCUUCUGCCCAACUGUUUUACGCCGGAUGUCAAUCAUGUUAUCAAAAAGAAGAGACUAUACAACCUUGUACCAAAGCCCUCUUUUGUGAAGAAACAUAUCAAGAUCAACAGUACGAUUAGGAAUCAGAUUCUCCGCUCACUAGAUCUUGGUCAUUACGUUAACGGAAAUUCAACAUUAUCUCGUGUUCUCAAACUUGAGAAGAUUAGAAGACAUGACAGCAUGGUUUUUUCCAAUUAUAUUAUGACAGACGGCUUUUCUGUAUCCGUUCCUUUUGACAAACCGGUUGGACAUGGUGAAGCUUUGCCAGAUUUGGUGCCAGCAGACUUUUGCGAGUGGGAAUUUGAUUAUCUCAAUGUUUGGGGCGCAGAUCCCGGAAUUACAAGUAUAUAUGUAGCAAGCAAUGGGUCAAGUAAUGAUGUUUAUGACAGUGCACUGGAUCAUGAAGGUAAGUGGUUAUCUUGGUUUUUUUUUUUUUUUUUUUUUUUUUUUUUUACGUGAACUUAUUAUUAACAUCAUUCUUAUUACGAUUGUUAUUAGAUGUUAUUCAAGGUUAUUCUCCCCAAGAUGCUAACACAGGUGAAGCUACCACAGGUGAUGCUGCUCCAGAUGAUGCUGCUCCAGAUGAUGCUGCUCCAGAUGAUGAUGCUCC
This is a messenger RNA of Halteromyces radiatus, 1655 nucleotides long. RefSeq lists its product as uncharacterized. NCBI's taxonomy places the organism in Eukaryota, Fungi, Mucoromycota, Mucoromycetes, Mucorales, Cunninghamellaceae. The transcript has a single exon. The record is from RefSeq and is a predicted model, not a curated record. The coding region runs from base 101 to 1504 and encodes 467 amino acids.